Molecule: messenger RNA, 369 nt
Organism: Plasmodium gallinaceum
Lineage: Eukaryota; Apicomplexa; Aconoidasida; Haemosporida; Plasmodiidae
Product: dynein light chain, putative
Exons: 1
Coding region: 1-369 (122 amino acids)
Biological process (GO): microtubule-based process
Cellular component (GO): dynein complex
Molecular function (GO): dynein intermediate chain binding; dynein light intermediate chain binding
Source: RefSeq, a predicted model, not a curated record
AUGAUGGAACUAAGUGAUGUGAAAAAAUAUUCAUCAAAAUUUGAAAUUAAAGGCAUAUGUAUGAAUAGUGAGAAUUGUGAAAAAAUAUCUAAAAUAACUUUAAAAGCUAUUAAGGAAAAUAAGUUUGAAAAGGAUAUAGCAAGCCAAAUAAAACUGAAAUGUGAAAAUGAUGAAAUAUUAAAUAAAGAUAAUAUAAAUGAUAAAAACUGCUUAGAUGACAUAGACAAUCUAAAAAAUCAAAAUAUAGGUUCAUGGCAAUGUAUUGUUGGCAAAAAUUUUGCCUUUUCUAUAAAUUACCAAUUUAAUUGUAUGAUUUAUUUUCAACAUAAGUUAACAAAAUUAACUAUUUUAAUUUAUAAAUCACUAUAA